AUCUUCUCGUUUUAUCUAUUUCCUUCCCAACACUCAUACCCAUGAGAGGUUUAUCUGACCUUCUGUUAUUUUUAGAAAUGAUGUAUUGUGCAGCGUCUACUAUAUCGGUUUCCUCUUUCCUUGUACGUGAUCAGUUCAUUUGGCUCCGUUAUAUUUAUACCGGUGCGAGAAUGAUAUAAUAUAGAGCUUAUCUUUGAAUUUUCGAUGCAAACAAACACACUACUAAUAAUAGCAUUUCGGACAGCCAAUAAAAGCGCAUGGACGUGCCAAAAAAAAAAUAACAUUUCGAAUAAUGCAUGUGAGCAACUAAAAUAAUCUGAAAAUAUAAAAUUGAAUCGAUCCGGGCGAGUCAGGAUUGCAAUCAAACUGAAGAAAUGCAGUUUUUAAGCAUAACAUAAUGCAGUCUCUUGAGGGGCAUAGCUUUUGUAUGUAAAACAUCAAUAUGCGUAAGCUCGCCUAAUUGUCUUUGAACUGUUUAUAUAGGCAAAUGCCUUUUGCGUCAACGUGAAAGUUAUUGCUCAGGUAAACACGCUCGUUCUCGCAGAUUUAUGCGGAUCUCUCCACGACUGCUAACUGCGUUACCUUUACCAACAGCUGCUAUUGGACCGUUCAUUUCCUGUGUUGCUGUUUUGUUACGACUUGCGGAUUAAAUUUCAUUUAAUAUCAGCCAUAAAUUUUUCUUCGCAAAAGCCUACAGUGGUUUGUGACGAAAGUCUUGCGAGCGGCCAUUUUGCUGGUGCUUGGAAUUAGCGAAAGGUAAGCACUGAAUUAUUAAUAUUCUGUUCUAAGCUCUUGCUGAAUGCAGUCUAGUGUACAAUCGAGGUUUUGUUGAUGAGUUAAGUUCCCAAGCGUAUUGUUGUUGUCUAGAAACGUCGCUUCUUUGCGGUGUUAAGCGAAGAGUAAUCACCUUAUCGCCAUAUUUUCCUCUUGAUAAUACAAUAAUCUCGACUGGCACGUUCUCGCACUAACUUGAACAGUUUUUUAUUCCUUUAGAAUCGAGGAGCAGUUUGUGAAAGCACUGAAUUCAGCGAUGCUUCGAACUCAACCGUCUAUUCUCCUUGUCUUUGUAUUCGUUAUGCACUGUUUGUCCGCUGUAAUUGGUACAACUGCAAGUAAGUGGCCUUUUGCUGUGAAAAUACAAAUUCUCUAUCCGCUAGAUUGGUGUACAUUCAGUCAUAAAAACAUUUAAAUGAUUUCUUUCUGGGGUUGAUUUGAUAUGCCUCGAGCAUUGAACGUCUAAGUUUCGAAAUAGCUACACGUUUUGUAUGGUUCCAGUCGAAUGACCAUACCAAAUUGAUUUGAAUACUAUAUUUUUAUCCCGGAAGUAACACAAUAAAGGGGUCCGAUAUGUAAAAUUAAGAAUUUUUAUGCUUUUACAAUAACUUAUUUCCUGUAUCAGUUUAUUUUAAAACAUCUUUUUUUCAUAUAUGCUCCUUUUUCUAAUUAAUGAUUAAGUAACUAAACUGUAAACCAUUAUUUAUUUUUUGUGACACAAACACAAACGAAGGCUCUUCAUCUGUACAUCAGAUAUUAAGAUGCAAUACCAUGGUUUAUUGGCUUAAAAAGCAUUUAACUCUCUCCAUGUUCUCAGACAUCUCGUUGAGGGUCGGGCCUUUGAUUGCUUUAGAACUUUCAUAUCCCCAUAUGUUAUCACGGCCAGCCCACUGCGAUUUAUUUGUUUGAAAGAAGAAUAAUCCGUCUGUAAAAAACACACGUUUUUUGUUUUUUUUUCCACGGGAGCUAGAUAAACAAAUUGAAACUUUCAUUUGGCGUCUAUUUCUCUUGUGUUUUGGCGAGAAAAGGCCCCAUGAACGUGUGCGGCAACCUUGCAAUAUAUCAAUAUUAUUUUUCACGUGAGGUUUACAAGUUAGCUGAGACUUGGUAGAUUAGAGCCAGUUCACAUAACUCGCAUCAAAAAUAUUUAAAGAGGGUAACUGAGUGGCCUUUGCUUAUAUAAAUGGAUAUCACAUGAUGGAGGCUUCUUAAAAUUAUUCAUGUGACAUUAAUUCUGAGUUCGUCUUCACCACGGGCGGUCAGAUUACAUGACAAUAGGUUCAGACAGUUUUGUAUAAAAACCGGCAUCUCGUGAAAUCACCACAUUUAACCUCUGGAAAAAAAUGAAGAUGGGCUCUCGUGACAUCCUUAAAACCUGUGUUACUCUUUCCGAACUAAGAAGACUCACCCAAAGAGAGAUUGCUGAAAGUUGAUGGAAGCAUGCUCUUUCAUCAUUAGUUGAACAAAGUUCGAAAAUGAUGGAAAGUAAAUUAUUCAGGGAGGGGGAAUCCGCGCAUUUAGUCGUUUACGUUCAUCAGUCCCUUUUAAUUGUUAUUGAUUCUUCGUGAUGAAAAACUUUCAUCUGAUGGGCUGUUUUGAUAUAAGUUUUGGAUUUAUGACAAUCAAUCAAUAUGCGCUCUCGGCAUAGGUGCUAAAUUACCACGACUUACACUGUGGUACACCUCUAUUUUAAAAGAAAAAACUUUGAUUAACAUGUCUCCUUUUUCGCUAAACAACUAUUCUAGUACAAAAUUAUGAUAGGUAAACUGCGUAUUUGUUGCUAUUUUAUGUAAUAAAAUUCAAAAUAAGUAAUCAUCACACAAGUUUAUUCUUAUCUUUAACAUUAGCGAUAAAUGCAAGUUCACCGACUCCGGCUAGUACUGGUAAGUUUUUUUCUUAUUGUUGUUCGACCUCUCGCAUUAACUAAGUUAGACUAUGAGAAUAAUUCACUGUAAACUAAAUUUAAAAAUUCCUUUGUAGAUCUCUGUGUUGUUGAAACUGUUGACUUGUGGGGGAAAAUGUCUUGCCAUCAUCUCAACCAAUCAGAUACAAAUCUAAAAUAUUCCACUAAAAACUAAAUUUAAAAAUUCCUUUGUAGAUCUCUGUGUUGUUGAAACUGUUGACUUGUGGGGGAAAAUGUCUUGCCAUCAUCUCAACCAAUCAGAUGCAAAUCUAAAAUAUUCAACAGCUUUGCCACCCGCGUUUUCCCGCGCAUUUAGUUGUUUACGUUCAUCAGUCGCUUUUAAUUAUUAUUGGAUCUUCGUGAUGAAAAUCUUUCAUUUGACUGGCCGUUUUAAUUAUUUAAGUUUUAGAUUUUCGACACUCAAUCAAUACGCGCUCUCAGCAUAAUCGCUAAAUUACCACGACAUAUACCUGUGGUACACCUCUAUUUUGAAAGAAAAAAACUUUGAUUAAUAUGUCUCUUUUUCGCUAAACAACUAUUCAAGUACAAAAUUAAGAUAGGUAAACUGCGCAUUUGUUGCUAUUUUAGGUAAUAAAAUUCUUAUAAGUAAUCAUCACACAAGUUUAUUCUUAUCUUUAACAUUAGCGACAAGUGCAAAUGCUUCGACUACAGCGAUUGCAAAUGCAUCGACUACAGCGAUUGCAAAUGCAUCGACUAUAGCGAGUACUGGUAAGUUUUUUUCUAAUUGUUAUUCGACCUCUCGUAUUAACUGAGUUAGACUAUGAGAAUAAUUCACUUUUAAGUGAUUUUAAAAAUUCCUUUUGUAGAUCUAUAUGCUGUUGAAACUGUUGACUGGUAAAGGAAAGUGUCUUGCCAUCAUCUCAAACAAUCAGAUGCAAAUCUAAAACAUUCCAAAACUUUGCCACCCGCGUUUUCCCGCGCAUUUAGUUGUUUACCUUCAUCAAUCACUUUUAAUUAUUAUUGGAUCUUCGAGAUAUGUAUCGUUCAUUUGACUGGCCGUUUUGAUCUUUUAAGUUUUGGAUUUACGACAUUAAAUCAAUAAGCGCUCUUAGUAUAGCUGCUAAAUUACCACGACCUAUACCUGAGGUACACCUUUAUUUUAACAGGAAAAAAACUCUGAUUAAUAUUUCUCCCUUUUUCGCUAAACAACUAUUCUAGUACGAACAUAAGAUAGCUAAAUAUCGUAUUUUUUGCUAUUUUAGGUGAUGAAAUUCUUUAUAAUUAAGUAAUUAUCACACGAGUUUAUUCUUUUCUUUAGCAUCAGCGAUAAUGACAACCAGAACGACUGCGGCAAGUAAUGGUACUGAAGUUUUUUUCUUGUUGUUGUUCGAUCUCUUGCAUUACCUGAGCUAAACUAUUAGAAUAAUUCACUUUUAAGUGAUUUUAAAAAUUCCUUAUGUAGAUCUAUUUGCUGUUGAAACUGCUGACUGGUAAAGGAAAAUGUCUUGCCAUCAUCUCAACCAAUCAGAUGCGAAUCUAAAACAUUCCAAAACUUUGCCACCCGCGUUUUCCCGCUCAUUUAGUCGUUUACUUUCAUCAGUCACUUUUAAGUAUUAUUGGAUCUUCGUGAUAUUAAUUUUAAUGUUUCAUCUGACAGGCCGUUUUAAUUAUUUUAGUUUUGGAUUUACGACAUUUAAUCAAUAAGCGCCCUCAGCAUGAUCGCUAAAUUACCACGACCUUAUUGUGGUAAACCUCUAUUUUGAAAGAAAAAAACUUUGAUGAAUAUGUUUCCUUAUUCCGUUAAAUAACUGUUCGACGGAGUACGAAAAUAAGAUAGCUGAAUAGCGUAUGUUUUGCUAUUUUAGGUAAUAAAAUUCUAAAUUAGUUAUCAUCACACAAGUUUAUUCUUAUCUUUAGCAUUGUCGACAAAUGCAACCCCAACGACUGUGGCAAAUACUGGUAAGUUUUUUUUGUUGUUGUUCGAUCUCUUGCAUUACCUGAGCGUAACUAUGAGAAUAAUUCAGGUAAUUUAGUGUUAACAACUGGGUUGAAAACGUAAAUUAGCCACCGUAAAGGGUAAAAAAGCUGACGUUUCGAGCGUUAGCCCUUCGUCAGAGCGAUUGAGAAUAAUUCACUUAAUUCCUUUUGUAGAUAUAUAUACUGUUAAAACACUCUUAUUCUCUUGUUUUUUUCUCUUCUUCGCUUUUUUUCCUAUUCCCCUCUCUUCCCUUCAUCUACCUUCCCCUUUACGGACCGUAAAUCUUUCGCCAUGUUAAGGUUGCUCUGUUUUCUUAUGUUUUUGAAGUCGCUGUUACGUCAGCCAAGACGAAUGAUAUAAGAUCGAUUUCGCCAACUACAGUUGUACCAGGUAAAGACGAAAGCUAGGUGUAAAGUUCCCUCUUAGGUUUGUUGUGUGAUUGAUCUUUGGUCGUAGAAGAGUGGGUAAUGCCACUUUGUAAGUUAUUUCCCCUCUCAGUUGCAAAAUAGUCUAAUUCUAACAACUGCAGUUUAUCGAGCUCGGUUUAUAGUUGUUAGUUCUCAAAAUAAUGCUUUAGAGAAAGUUCAGGGAAAAUGCCUCCUGUUCGCUGCUCUUUAAUAUUUCGUUAAUUAGUACAAAUUUCCACUCUCUUUUGUAAAUCAAAAGACAUUCCCAUUACAACUUCUUGUUCGCUAUCCCGGAUGACGUCCCACGCGGCAGUAAUACCGUAUCCCAUGCUAGCCAAAUAUCUCAUCUUCUGAGGGUGAUCAAAGGUCAUUUAUAAAACUUUCAAUGACUUCAAAUUGUGUUGAGGUAUCAACAAUUCACGGUGUGGGACAUAGCCUCCUCCUCUCCCCAGCCCUCUUCGUCCUCAGUGAUAUUAGGGAAAUUUCAUACUAACUUAUUUUCAUCAACAAAUCCUUUUCAUAGAAUCUACCAAACUUGUUACAUCCUCGAGCAUAACAAUAGCAGGUAAGAUGGAAUUUUGGCCUUUAACUCUCUCACUCGAUCCCAUGAGUGACCAAGACAGAAUUUCUCCUUAAAAUAUCAAAGUAAUGUCAAGCAGACUAGUGAUGAGAAGAAAGAAAAAUAUCAGUAAGGGGAAUAUUAAAUUAUCCAAUACCAAAUUCUCCGAACCGAAAUCAUAGGAAUUGUUUGGCAGACAGUAAGGAGAAUUUCUAAAGAGAUCAUGGGAGUGAAAGGGUUAAACAUAUUGAUUGUAUUUUCCUUUCAUAUGUAAUCGUUUUACUCAAGUAUUUUUUUACAUGUCGGAUUCUCGAAAACAUAAUCAUGUGGCGUUAGUCUUUAGUGAAUACUAGAUGAUACAAAUUAACUUCAUGGUUAGAUCUUACUUUUAAAGGGGGCGGAUACAACCGCGCUCAAAUAAAUCACAGCGCAUAAGGUCACAAUGUUUUGCGCAUGCAAAGAGAUUUGACAGAAAAUGAGCUUAAGCUAUUGCAUAACAUAGCGAUUCUAAAACAUGGCGAGACGAUUUAGUCUGAUUUGUUUUCUAUGCUCGAAUUAUUUCUCAAUCAACGAUGCACCUUUGUAUUAAUCUCCACCUUGCCAUUACAGUUUGAAAAUGUACCUUUUGUUAAAUGUUGUGCCAUCCGGAGGACAAAUGUACAUAACCAUGCAGUGUAGCAGAACCCUAGUGCCACAGGGCAAUAACGUUUGACUUAUGACGACUCGAACAACCUUGUUUUAAUGAAGGCUUUUCGAAAGAAGAGCAUCCCAGGUUUCCAAGGCGGAAGCCACGUUUUGAAAACAACAGUAAGAACGAUACAUACAUUUCUAGCAUUCUGAUUGGUUCAGCCAGCUCCGGUUAUCAGCCCAUAUUCCGAGUCUCCUUAUAUGGAAAUGCAUUGCGCCAACUGUUGCGGAGCUGAAAAAGCUCCGAAUAUCCAAACAUUCAGGAUUUGAUAAAAUUUAAUAAUUAACAAUUAUGCUAUUCGCACUUGUUGGAUACAAGAGUGGUCAAAGCCAACUCGGCGCCACGCACUUCGUUGGCUACUUACCGUCUCUGAUCCAACGCGCGCUUAUGGAAUUGUUUUCAAUUAUUCACCGAAGUGGAGGUGAAUAAUUGAGAUACAGAUACCGAAAAAUAAAUCUAUUAUAUUAUUCAAAUAUACCGAAAAAUAAUCGGAAAUGAAACUCUUGACGCGCCAUUUUGCCUCAUCGGCUGACCGGCGGUGAAUAUUACCUACUAUUCACUUCUAAACUAGACAAUCAGCGCGCGCGCGUGGAAAGAUCUAUUCACUUGUGUGGUCUAUACUAAUUGUUAAAUUUUCAGUUCAUUGUUUAAAAUGCACCUCUGGUAGCUACCUUUAUGGCAUGUUACUGACAUAUUGUCAUUGAGUUUGUUUCUUAUUCUUCAGCGCCUAAAACGACUCCAACAAGUUCAACAAAAGGAACACAAAUCUGGCAUAAGCUCAUCGAUUUCACCACACCCAGGGGUAUAUUUAUAAUUGUGGUGGCCACCGUAGCUUUGAUGCUCAUAUUCUUCAUCGCUUGUAUCUGUUUCUGCGUGAGUUGGCUUUAUUUGAUUUAUUUCAUGUAAUUUUAACUCAUUUCCUGGUGUCAUUGUAUUUACUUUGAAGAUAAAUCUCUAACUUCUCUUGUUUUUAUCUUUAAAAUCGUUCGACCCCUCGAACCCCCUGAGCAGCUUCUAUGUUCUAUUAACCGCACUCCUCUCACAUCUACUGGUAACGGUGACAGGAAGUUGUUUAUCAAUCAAGUUAGAUGGUGGUUAUUUCCUCUAUUUUCGCAACCCUUUUUAGUUUUUUUUUUCGACUAGCAGUUCCACGCAGUAAAUUUACACCAACAAUUUUGCGUCCAGGGAAUGACAUUUAAAAAACCUAGGGUAUUGGUCUCCAUCAGUUGUAAAAUAUUACGUACCUGGCAAUUGCCCAGACCAGUCGUUGGUUUAAUUUUCGUUCGUUGUUGACCAGCUACUUUGUUCCGUGAGGACUCCCACUGCCCAUGUUGACUCGCAAACAGUAACCUUCACUCACAAGUAAAUACAGUGCAUUGUCGAAACUAGCAGUACUUCUAAAGUAUAGAGGCUAAGCGAUAAGCAGACUAGUCGUUCAAAUACAAAGUCGUUUCGAUACAAGUCGACUCGAUACACCGAUAAAGUCGAUUAAUAACACGUAGAGAGUCGUUUCGAUACAACUUCAAUCACUUGCUUCGAAUCGACUUUGUUGAUGAAUCAAAUUGAAUUCCAUUUGUAUCGAAAUGACUUGUAGCGAAACGUUUUUGUAUCGAAACGACCGUAAACUGGUAUUAACAAAUACCCAAAGGAAAAAGUUGACAUACAAAAGCAUAUCGAUGAGCAGUCGUGGUUUUCACUUUUCAGUGUAAGUAUACGAGGCUGAAGAGGAAGACUAACUUCCCACAGCGCAUGGCGAUCAAUGAUUCCGAAUGGAUACGAAGCAAUGACGAUCUUCUCAUGUGGGAACGAAAUUUGCGCGCUUCGGAAGUGAAAACAACAAAUGGUAUUUCAAACAGGCCAUACAACGACAAGCGAGCGUGAAGCGGGCAUGGUAGUUGUGCUGAGGGGUAAGUUAGUGAAUUUGAUAAAAAAAAUCGUAUAAUGCAUAUAAAAAAAUUUCCAUUACCAUUCUUAGCAUGUUCAUCAUCUGGCAGCAGUAUGUGAGAUUUCUUUCUUUGGUUUUUUUUCAUUCCUCCAAUUUAAUUUGUUUCCUUCUUCUUUCCUCCCUUUCCAUCCUUCUCUUACUCUGACCUUCAUCGAUUUAAUCUGCUGUCCCUCUCUCGUAAAGCCACCAUUAUUCACACUUCGCUUUCUCUCCCUCUAGUGUCUUUCCUUCUUUCCUUUCCUCCUCUUCUUUCAUUUCCCUUUUAUUGUUGGCGUGUCGCAUUUUUGUUUUCAUCCUUCCCUUUUUUCUGUCCAUGUUUUCCUCCUUCCACCUGUAAUAUUCUCUCUUUCUUCCUAAACUUUCUCCUUCUUCCUUCCUUUUCUCCGAUUUCUCCCUUUCACUCUCCUUCCUCUCCUUUUUCCUGCCUCCCUAUCUUCUUCCCUCCCUUCACUUUUCCUUCUCUCUCUUUCUAUCUCCCUUUCCCUUUAUCUUGUCAUAUUCUUACCCUCGCCCACGCUUUGUUCUACCAUUCUCUCCUUCCUUUUCUUCCUAACCUUCUGUUUUCCUCCCUCCUUCAUUUAGCUUUCUUUUACGCCCUACUUCCUACGUCUCUCUCUCUCCCUCUCUCUCCUGUUUUCCUCUUUUCCCUUCCACACCUUCCCUUCGUCUUCCGUUUCUCUCUUUCUCCCUUUAUCUUCUUUUGCUUUUACCCUGUACUCUUCCUUCCUUCACUUGUAUUCUCUCUAAUUCUCACCUAUUGCUUUUUUUCCUUUUCCUUUCCUUUCACUCUCUUUGUCUCCGUCUACCCCAAUACCUUCUACCCAAUCUCUUUUUCUUCCUACUUUCCUCUCCUCCCUUACCUCCUAUUUCUCUCACUUCCCCUUCUUCUCUUCCCUUCAGUAUUAUUUUUCAAGCUUAUCUUCUAGUUUGUUUCAUGGCAAAAUCUAACGUUUAAUCACUGAAUCUCUCACAUACUGCAUUUUUGACAUAACCGUAUCUAUUUGUCAUUUUAUAUCAGAAUGGAAAAAAAACACAAGGAAAACCGAGCCUUCAGUGGAAGCCGAGGACAUCAACAAGCCUCCAAACUUUUUGUUCUGAUGUAGACGGGCAUCGAGGUCAAUGUGUAUUUGUUUAUUCGUAUCUUAAAGCUUUCUUUCACUGUUUCAUAAUUUCUCAACCAUUCUGGUAUCAUUUUGAAGAAUCGUCGAUAUUCAUUUACGGGUAGUAAUCCCCUUGUAUAGAGCUUCGUUCAAAAUAUUUUACGAUUCCAUAUUUAACAGUUGUUCACCGAAGUGGAGGUAAAUAUCCAGCACUUUCACUGACACUGGGAUGUAUAAUUGCUUUAGUAUAUACCACACAGAAACCUAACAAUAAGUAUAUUUCUGUCAAUAUAACGAAAAAUGGUCGGAAAUUAGACUCUUGACUCGUGAUUCGUUUGUAUCAUUGGCUGCACGAAAGUGAAUAGCACUCGCUAACCACUUCCGAAACAGCCAAUCAGCGCGCGCGAAAAGCACUAUUCACUCGUGUGGUAUAUACUAAUGAGUGAUAAAUUCUUUGAUUCUUAAGGUCUUUCCUGUUGUUUUUGAUUUAUUUUAUGUUAAGAAACCCGGUAUUUAUUGUUAUGAAAGCUUUCAGGUAAUUGUGAAAUUGUAUAUGCAUUGUUGCUCGGUGUAAUUUAGCAAUGUGCUUCUUAACGAGGUUUUAGAAAGUUAUUGAUAUAAUGGUUGUUUUACUCUUUAUGUAGCUGGUUAUUGGCUGUCUGCAUAGAUGGUAUUUUAUUACGUAAUUUCUUUUAAGCAGACGUUAAGUUAACCACGUUUACUAUCGUCACUCAACUUAAUUUCUUCCGCUUAGCAGUGUAUAUAAUUAGAGGCGGUAUUUAGAGAGAAACACACACCAGCGCGAGUUUCGUACCGGGAUGACAAACGUGCGUACACGGUGACUUUUCUCCCCGUCCCACGUCCUGCAUGACGACGUCGUCUUGUAUUUACAAAAACUAAUCUCUCACCACUACAUCCAAUCUAUCGGAGUUGAAUCAGGUGAUAGCUCUUCGUUGACUAGAUACCGUUGUGAGAUUUCAUGUACAACAACUGGGGUGAACUUUCGCUGGUAUAACUUUCUCUACAAUGACAUUUUCUGAUAGAAUUAGGUGAGCGAAGACAGUGCCAUGAGAGGGAGCCGAGGGGAGCUGGCGUUGUUACUUAAAUCAAGGGCUAAGUAGGAGUCCUGGGGUCUAGUCGUUUCCUACCUUUUUUAUGACGUAAAUUUGGCAUUUUGUGAUAACUUUUUACAAGCAACCUCCACGCCCCUAGCCACCAGUACCAUACUUGCGCAGGACCUCUUGUAAGAAAAUCCUCUCCGAGCCUUUGAUUAUGUAGAAUUGUGUUUAUAGGGAGAAAAAAAGAUUUAUUCAGCAUAUUGUAGACUUAACUGAAAAAUUAGGAAUGCCGAAACUAUAGAUGAUGCUUUUGAAGUUUUGUCGCAUUAUUUUUCGUUUUAGCCGGUGAUUGACUUCAGUUUCCUUCGAAAACAAACUGCCAAGUGUUUAAAAUAAUACUCGGAGAAAGUUUUUAAUCUUUCUUCCGAUCUAAUUAUGAGAGAAGUGAGCUUAAAAUAGAAAUGAUUUUAUAGAGAGUUUAUAUCAGAUUAUAUUGAUAAUUAUAAUAUGAGGAUAUUUUGCAAUUUAACAGAAUAGAGAUACAUAAUUGGCAAAUUAAUACAUAGUCAUUCACUUUUGCCUUGCGGUCACAGAAUUAGGGCAUUUCCAUAGAGAAGUUCUGGCUAAACAACUCUUGCUUGCGACGUAAAUGAUUCUCGAACACCCAAAGAGUAAAGCGUACUUGAAACAUGCGCUUUCUCGUGUGCUUCUAAUACCAAAGGGAUUGUAGAAUAUUUUUUGUAUUAACGUGUACAAUCGAAAGUCUCUCGUGUUUAAUGAGAAUAUUCCACGAUGAAGCAACAAAACUGAUAACACCAACAGGAUGGUCUAACCGAUCAUUUCUGUGAAUUAGAAAGCGCCCUUGGAUUCUAAAGAGAAGUCAUGUUGCCUUGCAACUCUGUAGGUUGGCAGCCAGUAGCAGAAUUAGAGAUAUUUAAUUUGCAUCAUCACGGUAACAUUUUUCGUUGCCAGGGUAGCAGUUGUAUAUUGAUGGUAAUGGGAACCGUAUUUUGUAAAUAGCUAAUAGAGUUUUAGUGUUGCAUCGAUGUAUAAUAUUGGUCUUUUUAUGAUGUACUCUUGAGUGGUUUAGAAGGGUUAUUUAUUUCACACCCCUUCUCCCUCGUCGGUAUCAUUAUAACAUUGUCUUCGUUAUCACAGACACUAUACACUGGUGGGGAGCAUAUUCCGUGUGUACUCUAUUGACUUCAUAGAAGGCAAACAUUAGCGUUUAGUCUACUGAAUGUAAUACUAGUGGUAGAUCUUACGAUCAAACAAGUUGCUUGUUCGGAUUAUUACGCUAAAGGGGCAUUGCUUGAUGAAGAGUACUUUGAAAGGGAAAAAAAAAGAAAAAACUGUCAGAUCUCAAGAAACGUUUAUAGAUAAAGAGCAUUUAGGCUCAGAACUACGCAUUCGUUUGGUCAAAACAGCUUUUUCUAUGAUUUGUCGUAAAUUUCUCUGCAAAUAUUCCUUUGAGUGAACGUAAUUACCGAUUUUAGGUUAUGACUAAGGUUAGACUUGAUCCAGGUAAAGCUUUUUAAAUUUUUUAUAACGUGAAACGUUUACUUCGGUUCUUAACCUUUAACGUUUCAGAUUGAAUCUUAACUAAGUAGCUAUUGAAGUUUAAUUAAGAUUUCCCUUAUUGUGUUCGGUAAAGUAAGCUCAAGUAGCGAAUAAAAGCAAACUGACUUUUGUAGUUUACUUAUCCAAGAACGAGUUAUUGUCAUGAGGUGUAUUUACUACUUUACUUUUCCCCUGCUUGAUUUUGAAAAAGUGAAGAGAAGUAAAGUUGUCUUGUCUUUCUCGCUUGUAGUUACGUCAGAGGUAACUCCUAAAGUUUUCUAACAUUGUAUUUGGUUGCCUUUUAAGUCGUAAAAGGCUUUGUUUUAGUGGGUCAGUAUUUCGCAAUAAAACAUACUUUCUAUUACUC
Messenger RNA from Pocillopora meandrina, 12300 nucleotides. The record is from the annotation of a GenBank genome assembly. Lineage: Eukaryota; Metazoa; Cnidaria; Anthozoa; Scleractinia; Pocilloporidae.